Messenger RNA from Cynocephalus volans (Philippine flying lemur), 1629 nucleotides. It is a transcript of the gene SLC2A7, whose product is annotated as solute carrier family 2 member 7. Gene Ontology annotation, biological process: monosaccharide transmembrane transport. Gene Ontology annotation, molecular function: hexose transmembrane transporter activity. Gene Ontology annotation, cellular component: plasma membrane. Lineage: Eukaryota; Metazoa; Chordata; Mammalia; Dermoptera; Cynocephalidae. The record is from RefSeq and is a predicted model, not a curated record.
AUGGAGAACAAAGAGGCAAAAAUCCCUCUGUCCACCCCACCCCAGGAGGGGCAGCUUCAGCCCACACUGGUGCUGGCAACACUCAGCGCAGCCUUUGGCUCGGCCUUCCAGUAUGGCUACAACAUCGCUGUGGUCAACACGCCACACAAGGUCUUGAAGUCAUUUUAUAACAAAACCUAUUUUGAGUGACACGGAACAUUCAUGGAUGAGAAGGUCAUGCUGCUUCUGUGGUCUUACACCGUAUCCAUGUUUCCUCUGGGCAGCUUGUUGGGGUCAUUGGUUGUUGGCCUGCUGGUUUAUAAGUGUGGCAGAAAGGGAACUCUGCUGAUCAACGUCUUCACCAUUGUCCCCUCCGUCCUGAUGGGAGUCAGCAAAGUGGCCCAGGCUUUUGAGCUGAUCAUCUUUUCUCGAGUGGUGCUGGGAGUCUGUGCAGGUAUCUGGGGUGACAGCUGAAGCCUCAGUGCUCUUCCCAUGUACCUGGGAGAAAUGGCUCCCAAGAACCUAAGGGGCACAUUAGCACCAAUGACUGAGGUUUUCGUCAUCUUUGGAGUCUUUCUAGCACAGAUCUUCAGCCUCCAGGCUGUCCUGGGCCACCCUACAGGUAACGCCUGGUGUGGGUUCCUUCUCUUGGCACUCAUGGGGGCCCCGGCGCUGCCGCAGCUCCUGUCGCUGCUCUUCCCCGAGAGCCCCUGCUAUAGCCCGAUUCAGAAAGGGGACGAAGCCGCUGCCCGUCAAGCUCUGUGGCAGCUGCGUGGCCGCGGGGCGGAGGCCGAGGUGGAGGACGUGCGGGCGCAGGAGGUGGCCGAGCGCGCCGAGGGUCACCUCGUGCUCAGCCUGUUCGCGUUCCAGCCCCUGCGCUGGCAGCUCGUCUCCAUCGUCGUGCUCAUGUCGGGGCAGCAGCUGUCCGGGAUCAACGCGAUCAACUACUAUGCAGACACCGUCUACACAUCCGCUGGCGUGGAGGCCACUGACUCCCAGUAUGUAACAGUGGGAGCUGGCGUGGUCAACAUAGUGAUGACCGUCAUCUCGGCAGCGGGAGCAAGAUGGGGACACCUGAGCAGGGCGGGGACGCCUGAGCAGGGCGGGCUGUGCAGGCUCCGGGGGCUCCUCACAGUCGCGCUCCUCUCCAGGCUGGCGUCGUGGAGCGGCUGCGGCGUCUGUGACUCUGCCUGCCUGGUGCUGACCGCCGCGAUCCUCUUCCAGAACACGGUCCCUGAGCUGUCUUACCUUGGUGUCAUCUGUGUCUUCACCUACAUCGCAGGACAUUCCACUGGGCCCAGUCCCGUCCCCUCGGUGGUGAGGACGGAGAUCUUCCUGCAGUCCUCCCGGCCGGCCGCGUUCAUGGUGGACGGGGCAGUGCCCUGGCUCUCCAGCUUCAUCGUGGGCUUCGUGUUCCCGUCCAUCCAGGAGGGCAUUUGGGCCUACAGUUUCAUCAUCUUUGCUGCAAUCUGCCUCCUCACGGCUGUCUACAUCUACAUAGUGAUUCCUCAGACCAAGGGCAGAACAUUUGUGGAGAUAAACUGCAUUUUUGCAAAGAGAAACAAGGUGGAGAUUCCAGAGAAGACAGAAGAAAACACUGACGCUGGGCCUCACGUACCGUCUACGCCUGCCGAGGAAACUUCCUUUUAA